AUGGCUGAUGAUUUGAAUAUAUAUCCUUCCAAGGGUUUUACAACCUCUGACGACUUUUCACUGGACUCUAAUUCUGGUUUAAAGAGUGCAAAGGGAAUAGAUAGAUUGGAUUCUGUUAGGGACAAAGUAGAUGAUGUCUCUACAGCUAGGGCAGCUUUGGAUAAUAUAGAAGCAGGUUCAUUUGGUGUAACGAAUCCGUCAACGGUUAAUGCAAUAAUAGAAAAUAAAGAGUAUUCUCCAAAAACCAGAUUGACGCUAUGGCACGCUUUGUCACCAACCGACUAUAUGGAUUUGUUCACAUCAGUUGGUGUUAGUAAUACUUCUUGCCUAAUUAGUGCUGAAUCACUUAUUGUUUAUGUUUGCUGCAUAGCGGAGAAGGAGGGUUACUCGCUAUUGGAUCUUGCUUCAUCUUCACAAACACUGCAAUUUAUUUACAGAGUUGAAAAAUUCCUAAAGAGUUUUUCCGAUUUUGGUGCGACCUUUAACUUAGUAUUUUUUGACGUCUUUGAAAAGAUUUUUUCACCGUCAUUUGUUACAUCGGAUGAAUCUGAUGAUGAGAAAUUUUUUGAUGGAUACCUUCUUUUGAGGAGUAUACUGCUUUCUCACGCCAAAUUAAACAAUAUACAUCAUACGCAAUAUAACGAUUGGUUCACUGAUAAGAGAUGGUUUACUUAUCUGGCUGAAAAUGAGCCAACUUGCAUAUUUAUAGAAGAUGGCUCAUCAUUUUUUUAUAUUUAUAACCAGAUAUAUGAACUGGUAAAUAGCCCAGGAAAAAAAGGUACCAAAGCGAAUAGCGGAAACCUUAACAUAUAUGCUGAGUAUUUGUCGCUACAGUCUAAAAUAGACAGAUAUUCCAACGCAGUUCAGACUCUAAUAUCAUUGUGUUUGUCACAUAACUUAUCAGUCGUUUACCUGUUUGACAUUGGUAAACAUUCGCAUGAUUUUCAAGCAUUUAUUUCUUUCGCAUCCAGUACGAAUAUUUCUCCCUCAUUACAUGAAGAGGUCUCAGGACUGUUCAUAAAAGAGUAUCGAUUGCAUGAUGCAUCAAGCCCAUCUAAUGCAGUUGUUGUUGAACUAUUAAAGACAUUAACUGAGUUUUCCAUUGAGAAUCCAGGUCUACGUGAUCUAAUUGCAUGCAAUUACAUUUUGCAGUUGAAGCAAAUGUUUUCUGAAAUUGACACAAGUACUUUGGAUGACGAGCUCCUUCUAAAUGUAAACAGUUUUCUGCUGACUUUCAAGGUGUUUCUUCUUCACAACUAUUUGGUGGAUAUUUUGCCAUUAAAAGAUCGUUCAACUAAGCCUGUAGAUACUAGUGAUUGGGAAUUCUUUCAGUUAAAUGUGGCUGCAUCUUUGGAUUUUAUGUCUUCUAUCACAAUUCCCAUCUUGAACGAUGUUUCAAAGACGGAUUAUUCGAUUAAAAAUUGCAGUAGAGAUAUUUGCGAUUUGUUUGAUGGAAAUCUCUUUGUAACAAUACUUUAUUUUAUCAUUACUUAUGGUAAGGAUAAUGGAGACGUUGUGGAUGGAACAUUUCUGUCACUACCUGCCCAUGUAACAGAUUCCUUUAACAAAUUUUGUUCCUAUUUAAGUUUGGGCGGUCCUUCUACAUUUUAUCCAAUUGAUCUCUCCUGUUUUAAAAAUUUUGGAAUAUAUGAUAUUUUGGAUCGUAAAGAUGUCGCUGAACCUCAGGGUGCACAUAAAGUAAAAUUGGUGAAACUAAAUAACCCAUUUAUAAAUCUAUUUUUUAAUAUGAAGAAUCUUGAUGAAAGUUCAGUCGAAUGGCAUGCCCCAAAGAAUGAUAAUUUACUCUUUUCUUUCGAUAAACUGGGCUGGCGUGAUCCCUCUAGUAUAUCGGAACGGAUUGAAUCAAUUGAUUUUCAUUUACACUCCGAUGUAAAAGAAAAACAAGCAGAUUUUCACAAGAGUUCUUUCAGUCAAAGGCGUAGUUUACAGCACCAGACAACCUUUUCCUUUCUUCUUUCAAAAUAUCUCGGAUCACAAAACCUUCAUCAUCCUAUAAUAACUAAACUUGAACAUCAUUGGUUGGAUGUAAAACUUCAAAAUCUGUUAAGCCUAUCUGAUAACACAACACAAGCUUCAUCACAAACUACUACAGCAGGAUCUAGUAGCAAAGCAAAAUUACAAAAAUCUAAGGAAAAGGCAAAAAAAGUAUCUGCAAAGGCUGAACAAUUACGCCAGAAACAUAACGAGGCACAGGAAAGUAAAAAGAUAGAGAGCGAUACAAAUGUUUUGUCAAGACUAGAAGCUCGUUUGCCAUCUCUAUUUUCGAAUGAAAACAGCUUUGAAAAAAUAAAUGAGAAUAUACUCGAUUUUACGGAUGGACAAAAUAGACAGGUGGAUUUAAUAUACGAUUUUAAAUGGGUAAAAAGUGUUAUAUCUACAAAGCAGGUACAGCUACAGUUCUUAUUUAGGAUGAUUGAGUGUCUACAUACAGCUUUCAAUGGAUAUAGACUGAAGAUAAUAAGAUCCAAAUCAGAAAGAAGUGGACUAAGGAAAAUGAUAUGCUUGACAAGUAGAUUGAUUUUAGUCUGCUUUAAUGAAUAUAAACAACUGGCUACUUCAGAACAUAUUACUCUUUUGCAAACGUUCCUCAUGAAAUUGGGCAUGGAUAAUUUUGCUAAAAAUAUGUUUGAUCAGUGGGUAUUGGUACAAAAGGAUGAUUCACAAAAGGCACCUGAAAAGGAUAAAAAGUCAAAGAGUCGUUCUUCUAAGGCUAACAAUGAUCUGUCUAAAUUCAGGGUUGACAAAGUUGAGAGAUAUGAUUUUGCAAUACCCGUGGGUAAGGAAGCUGAAUUUCAACUUGCAUACAUGGGUGAUCUAAUGGAACGCACAUUGGGUUCGACUACAGAUCCUCGUGUUUUAUUUAAACCAGAUGCAUGGCAACGUGUUUUGUUAGAUGUAGUUGAUGCAAGAGAAUCUGCUUUGGUGGUAGCUCCCACGUCAACCGGAAAGACUUACAUUUGCUAUUAUGCUAUGGAACAAGUCCUACGUUUGGAUGAUGAUGGUAUUGUUAUUUAUGUUUCUCCAAAUAAUGCUCUAGCAUUGCAAGUAACAUACGAAGUUACUGCCAGAUUUGCAUCAAAAACAUAUGGAACGUCUUCGUCAUGUGCUUCUGUACUUAGUGCUUCGUUUUUAGAAAAGUUUCAUGAUCCAAAAUGGAACAGUGCACAGAUCUUGAUAACGGUUCCUUCUAUACUGGAGAAAUUGUUGAUUGCUAUGCGUAGUUCUGAGCGCAAUUUUAUGAAACGCAUAGAAUAUAUAAUUUUUGAUGAAAUCCACUGUAUUUCUGAUAAAGAAAUGGGUCCAUUUUUGGAAAGAACAUUGCAUCUAUCUCCAUGUCCAUUCUUGGCUUUAUCUGCUACCGUAGGAAAUCCUCUACAAUUCCACCAAUGGUUAUCUCAGAUUGAAAAAACAAGGCGUGGUUUCCCAGAUCCUGUCGUCCACUACAUAUCAUUUGAUGAGCGCUUCUCUGAUCUAAAGUUGGAACUAUAUAACGAUAAAUCGUUUACACCAUUAAAUCCGGCAUCAUGUUUAUCAUAUUAUAAUAUUACAACUUCUGGGUUCCCCUCAGAUUUAUUUUUACCUCCAAAAGAUUGCUACAUCUUUAUUUCAUCCAUAAUGGCUAUUUCCAAAGGAUAUGCUAGGGAUUUCGAGUAUUUGAUACCGUCUAAUUACUUUGACGGAUGUACACUGAUUACAAAGCGUCAGUACCGCUAUUACUUGGCAACACUUAAACAUGAAGUUUCACUCCAAAUACAGAAGGGGGCCAUAACGGAAGAAGACUUUUCGUAUAUUAUAUCAACAAUCAACUCUUUCAAUGUUAGCAAAGAAUUUGAUGAAGAUAAUAUAUAUAAACUAUAUCCUUUAUUGCAUGUAGAACCUGCAUCUGGAUUAUCCCCUUCCCCGCUAAGUCUAUUGUGCAAUGCACAGCAUGAUUACUUGAUGGCCAAUGAAUUUUUGCAAAUGUUGAAUAACCUUGAGCAGAAAAAGAGACUUCCUUGUCUAGUAUUUAUUUUUGAUCGUAAUCAUAUGAAUCACGUUUUAAUGAGCACUGUUCAACUGUUGCGUAGGAAACAAUGGGAAAAGUACUAUGGCACACCAGAGGCAGCAGCAGCUACCAAGUUACAGAAUAAACAGAGACAGGAUAGGUACCAAAUGUUGAUGCGCCAGUAUGAAGCUGAGCGCAAAAUGAGGGGUGCCUCAAGAGAACAAAAGGAAGAGUUGGGCUUAACAGGUUCUGUCGGAGAAACCAUGGAAAUGCCAGAAGAGCCCGUGGAUGUUGCAGAAGAUUAUGAUCCAGAGUUUAACUUUUACAACCGCAAGAUCUAUGUGAACUAUACCGAUGAAGUAGAAAAGUUUAUAAACAUAGCGGCAAUGUCCAUAGCAAAUAGGCGUGGAGCAGACUUAUUUAUAGAGGGACUUAGACGUGGUAUAGGUAUUCAUCAUGAAGGUUUACCUCAUAAGUUUACAAUGUUGACUGAAACUUUACUCCGCUUGGGUUUCCUAAAUGUAAUCAUAUCUAGCAAAAGUCUAGCCUUUGGAAUUAAUGUCCCAUGUAAAAGUGUUGUAUUCGCUGGAGAUAAUUACGAAUUAACACCCCUCAUGUUUAAACAAAUGAGUGGUCGUUGUGGACGUCGCGGCUUUGAUUUAAGUGGUCACGUUGUUUUCUGGUGCAUUCCUCAAAAGAGAAUAAAGCAGCUUUUGUUGGCUCAACUUUCGAAUUUAACUGGAUCAUUGUCAACAACACCAACUACAGUCUUAUCAUCUCUUUCUGCAUUUAAUUCACUGAUAAUUGCUGCUAAUUCGAGAACAGCUGCUCCAUUGAAUACGAGUAAGGCCAGUUCUGCUGACGCUCGCGUAAGGAUGACGGAGAUUCUAUCAAAGUCAAGGGAAGCGGUAAUAGAACCUAAGAUAAUAGCAAAGAGACUUUCUUCGAUAUUUUUGAAGCCUCUACAAGCGCAAUUUUCUACGGGCAAAGACUCUUUAUUUGAUAAGAUAAAGUACAGAAUAUCUGCUGAAAUAUUGGUAGAUCUAGGGUUGAUCGACUCUCAGGGAUUGGUAAAAGGAUGUUGCGAACUUUCUAUAAUAACCAGAGAGAUGCAUCCAUCAAACCUGUUCUUGUCCUCGAUUACCCAAACUGGAACUUUGCACAAAUUACUUGAAGGUGCAAGUGAUUCUCCAUAUACAUUUUUACAAAAUAUGGCGCAUAUCAUACAUAGGAAAACAGAGAUGGGAUCUGUUUUGUUGUUACGUAGGAUUUUGUCUCCGGGAAUUAGGGUUGGGUCAAAACUUAUGCCGCCGCUUUCAUCGAAUAUUGAUGUGGAAGACAUACCAAACACUUAUGAUGUUGCAUUUCCAGAUUCAUUCCCAUUGCUACCGGAAUCUACAUCUCUAAAAGAACUGGUAUCCGAAUAUAAUUCAAUGGUUUUGGAUAUAGUAACAAAAUAUAUCUCAUUGUUAAAGGCUGUACCUCUAGAAUUGCCCCUCACUAGCGUAUCCUUCGAUCUAGGAUCAGGUACUGAUGAAAACUCAUGGUUCCAUGACAACUAUAAAAAGAGAUACAAUCACAGUAGCUAUAGGGCACCAUUUGUAGCUAUUGGUGGUAAGGGUAACCAAUCAUUUGGUUGGGCCCAUGAACUAUGGCUUUGUUCCAACAGUGCGGAAGAGAUUACUGUAGAUAUGAUUCCCACCCUGGAAUCUAACAGUGUUACGAUUACCCAAUUAGAUGCAAAGUAUAAUGUAAUAAAAUCCUUUGACGUAAAAAUGGAUAAUUCUUACAUUUGUGAUUACUGGACACACGGACGAUUCUCCUGUUUGAGAGAUUCAAACGGUCUAGGACAGUAUGGCUGGUACUACCUAAAGAGGUUAAUUACAUUCCUUCAUCACUUCAAAUAUGUUACUAAAACAUAUACAAACAGUCUUUUAAUCGCCGAUCCUGUUCACGAAGCGAUAUUGCAGUCACUUGCCAGACUAGAACCAAUGUUCAACAGAAUUUAA
Molecule: messenger RNA, 6015 nt
Organism: Theileria equi strain WA
Lineage: Eukaryota; Apicomplexa; Aconoidasida; Piroplasmida; Theileriidae
Product: DEAD/DEAH box helicase domain containing protein
Exons: 1
Coding region: 1-6015 (2004 amino acids)
Cellular component (GO): cytoplasm
Molecular function (GO): ATP binding; nucleic acid binding
Source: RefSeq, a predicted model, not a curated record